This is a messenger RNA of Triticum aestivum (bread wheat), 1384 nucleotides long. RefSeq lists its product as uncharacterized. The transcript is spliced from 4 exons. The record is from RefSeq and is a predicted model, not a curated record. NCBI's taxonomy places the organism in Eukaryota, Viridiplantae, Streptophyta, Magnoliopsida, Poales, Poaceae. Bases 100 to 852 code for a protein of 250 amino acids.
CCAGCUGAGCAUCAAAAUCCAAGUACAAACCACCGGCAAAGCCAAGCUGCCGUUUUGUGCGCUCCUGUCGAGCUGAGCUGCAGAGGUAGAACGGGGCUCAUGUCUGAGCAAUCCGUGAAACUCAACAUGCUAAUUCUGCUGGCGUUUCUGCUGCUGUCUUAUGGAGCUGGCAAUGUCCGUUGCUCAACUGUUCAUGCGAACAUCACAGACAUUCUCUCGUUGCUCCAAUUCAAAAGGUCCACCCACGAUCCAACAGGCCACCUGUUUGACGCAUUGUUCAGGACGAGGGAAACAGGGCCAGGGGCCCUGAGGACCGCAUCGGCGCCCUCCCCGACGAGCUUCUCCAGCACCUCAUGUCGUUCCUGCCUUCGCGUGACGCCGUGCGGACGUGUGUGCUUGCUCGGCGCUGGGGCACGCUCUGGAAGUCCGUGCCCGCUCUGCGUAUCAGUGACCCUGAGAGCUACGACGCCGCCACUGGCGGCAGCACCUUUGUCGAAACACCUGCUUCACCUCCGUGACCCAGCAGCGCCUCUGGAAAUAUGUGACAUCUCUUCUGAUUGUGCGGAGGAUGCUCGAAACAGCGAUUGGGCCGAAGAGGCAUUCGACCUCAUGGAACCGUUCCUCCAGUAUGCUAUAUCAUGUAAAGUUCAGGUUCUUGGGGUCUCUUUUCCCUUGUGGGCAAACAACAUGGCUAGCUCUCAUCUCCUCGCAAUUGAAGAGGUUAUAUUAGAGCUCGAAAACAUGGCAUUUGUUGGGAGCUCUCUGGAUUUUUCAACUUGUCAGGUGCUUGAGGUGCUAGAUUUUUCAACAUGGCUAGCUCUCAUCUCCUCGCAAUUGAAGAGGUUAUAUUAGACCUUGAAAAUAAGCUUCUUUAACCCUCUUCACUUUUUCUAGGUUAUUUUCAGGAGAGAUCUGAAACGGUGCCCUAUGUUUAGCAAGCUAAAAACACUCUGCCUUGAUCAGUGGUGCGUGUCUGGUGACUUUAUUGGACUGGUUUACUUUCUCCGGCACUCACCAGCUCUUGAGACGCUUAGAAUAAGAGUAGAUGUUGACUAUCUAAUUAAGGAGGUAUGGAGGAAUGGGCUAGUUGGCUGUAAGCUGUUCCUAUUUUGUAUGCUUGACGCCCGGAUGGAGCCGAUGAUGGAUCAACUGGGAGUGAAGCGGACACCAUUUUGUACGAGUAAAUCCUUGAAUUCCUCCCUAUAUUUGUUGGUCCAGGAGGGGGUUAAUUAGUACUUGUGGUACAUGUAUGUAUGUCGGGUGAAACCAUCAUGCAGUAGGAAUCAGGCAAGCUUAUGAGUGUUCAUUAUGCAGUAGCAGUCAUGCAAGCUACUUUUUGUUCAUCGUCGCACUGGAUUAUGUAUCGGUUUCUGGGUGCUUUUGA